AGAGAGAGAGAGAGAUUGAUGGCGGCGGAAACCUCGAAAGGCGUUUCAGUGUCACCAUGUUUCCCGACGCGUGUCCCUUUUUCAGCGAAACGACGCCGCUUUAUAGUUUUUCUGUAAUUACAUAUCUUCAUCUCUUUUAUGAUCUGAUAAAGUUUGUAACUUGAGACUUUUAUCCUCUCGUAGUGGUUCAAAGUGAGUAUCUUUGUGGACGCCGUCAUUGUUAUGUGGAAAUUAGCUUCAAAAUCCAUCAAAGGAGGCUUUAAAUCACAGGGAGGAGAAGAAGCUGCCACGAAACCGACAAAAGCUCCUUGUGAUACCUCUGGGGAUGGAAGAAAGAGAACAAAAGAAGAGAGAUUGGAGUGUCCCAUUUGCUGGGAAUCAUUCAACGUCGUUGAGAAUGUGCCUUAUGUCUUAUGGUGUGGUCAUACUAUCUGCAAGUAUUGUCUUUUAGGCCUUCAACGUGCUGUUGUCAUCAAAUCCUCAGCUUUACCUUUCCAGCUUCCUUUCUUCGUUGCUUGCCCUUGGUGCAAUGUUCUCUCUUUAAGGCUUGUUUGCAAUGGAACCAUCAGAUUCCCUUCCAAGAACUUUUACCUUCUUUGGAUGGUCGAAAGCGUCAAUGGCUGCAGAUCUCAAUCGCGUACUGACGACAAGAGGGUAGCUUCAGGGCAGAGAGACGUGAGAAAUAGGUGUGGUGGAGUGAGUGAUACGGCCUCAGAUGAUGAACGGGUACUGGACAACAAUCGCAGCUGGUGGAAUGGUGUGACCAGAGGAUACUUUAGAACUGGGAGACUCCAUGACUCGGUAUGUAAGUCUAUGGCUCUUGUUGCUCAUUUGCUUGGUAAGUUUCCUCUGGUAGUCAUAUUCCUGCUGAUGGCUUUAUAUGCAAUCCCUGUGAGCGCUGCAGUUCUUGGGCUCUAUUUCUUUGUCACGUUUGCUUUGGCUGUCCCCUCGUUUAUUGUCCUCUAUUUUGCCUUCCCGAGCUUAAACUGGCUGAUUAGAGAGAUUGCAGCCUGAUACAUUGUACUGUUGUCACUUUGUUCCUGUAUGUUUUGUGACUUGUAAGAAACAUGAGAUAGAGCCAAAGUUGUUUACACUCAAUAUAGAAUAGAAGAAGAAAUAUUUCUUA
Messenger RNA from Camelina sativa (false flax), 1126 nucleotides. RefSeq lists its product as uncharacterized. Lineage: Eukaryota; Viridiplantae; Streptophyta; Magnoliopsida; Brassicales; Brassicaceae. The record is from RefSeq and is a predicted model, not a curated record.